Haemonchus placei is the source of this 963-nucleotide messenger RNA. The record is from the annotation of a GenBank genome assembly. Lineage: Eukaryota; Metazoa; Nematoda; Chromadorea; Rhabditida; Trichostrongylidae.
AUGGCGUCAGAUGCCGAAAUAUGUAGAGGAUCAACUGAGGCGUGGGAUCGCAGCAAUGUGCCUCUUCUACAUACGAAGCGUGACUUCUUUGCACGUGAACCGGACAGCUGCGAGAUGAUGGAGAGUGUGCUUUUCGUGACGAGAAGCGAUGGGCGGCCUACAGGCGAUGCUUUCGUUCAGUUCUCCGAUGAAGAGCAAGGUCAACGAGCCUUGUCAAAACAUCGGCAGACGAUAGGAAACCGCUACAUUGAGCUAUUUCGGAGCACCAGUGCUGAAGUCCAACAGGUGGUGAAGCGAUCAACGGAGCCAUCAGCUGCGAAUGGACUGCGUCGCGAUUGCGUCCGUCUUCGUGGCCUGCCAUACGAGGCCCGAGUUGAGCAUGUCGUAGAGUUUCUCGGUGAACACGCACGAUUCAUUCAGUUCCAGGGCGUGCAUAUGGUAUUCAAUAGUCAAGGUCAUCCCUCGGGCGAAGCGUUCAUUCAGAUGAACAGUGAGCAGGCGGCUGCUGGAGCCGCUGCCGCCGCUCACAACAAAUUCAUGAUUAUCGGCAAGAAGCAGAGGUAUAUUGAGGUCUUUCAAUGUUCUCCCGAUGAUAUGCACUUGGUGAUGACUCCAACGGCACCAGCCCCCGUGCCUCCACCUCCACCGCUCAUGAUGCCGCAGAGGCCAACUUUUGUACCAAGUACCGCUUUAAAUCUUAUCGAUCACAUGUAUCAUCUUAUUUCUUUUUCUCCUUUUUUAGACAUUCCCGCCUUGGUGCCGAUGUCAGCACCGAUGUUUUGGCCAUAUCCAUCGCCUCCUGUUUCUCCUAACAUGGUUAUACCGGGGCAGGUUAAUCAACUUGUAGUAUACGGCAUCGGACCAAAUGUUCCGAUAGACGCGCAGUUUGUGCCUGCCGGUGUGCCGAUGACGCUUCCGCAAGCCCUUCCGCAUCAGCCGAUCUACACCCUCAUCCAAUCUUGA